AUGAAGUCAUUAUCGUAUUUUGAGAGACUCUGGUAUUAUAUGGACCAAUACUGGGAAGACAUUGGCGAUCCCCGAGUCAAUCACUGGCCACUUAUCAGGGGUGGCAUAUGGCGUAUACUGGCAUUGAUGUGCGCUUAUGUAUUCAUUACACGUGUAUAUUUGCCAUAUUUUAUGCAAAAUCGGAAAGAAUUCAAAUUGAAAAAACUGAUGCUUUUCUACAAUAUAGUCAUGAUUUGUGCCAAUGUUUAUGCAUUUUACUGGUCAGUCAUAUCAGUGGACAGGGGUCGCAUAUUUUUGGACUUUAGCUAUCCAUCGCGUAAAGAUAUGUCAGAUAAUACACUAUGGUUUUUGUAUUUAGGCUGGUAUUUUAUGCUGUCCCGACUGCUUGAUCUAUUCGAUACGGUAUUCAUAGUAUUGCGCAAAAAGGACAGUCAGAUAACGUCACUCCAUCUCUAUCAUCAUACAGUAGUUCCCUUACUAUGUUGGGUAUCAUUCAAAUACAAUGCAAUGAUACCCAUCAUCCGUAUGUUUGUAUUGCUCAAUUCGGCCAUCCAUACACUAAUGUACAGUUACUAUGCACUGGCAGCUUUCGGACCGGCUGUCCGACCCUAUCUCUGGUGGAAACGUUAUCUAACAUUGUUUCAGAUCAUGCAGUUUGUCAUAUGCGGCUCCUAUGGCUGUCUACUAUAUUACAAGCAAACCGAUUAUCCGAUGGAUUGGUUUUAUUUUGUUGUCGGACAAAAUCCAUUGUUUUUCCUAAUUUGUUUUUAA
Molecule: messenger RNA, 771 nt
Organism: Oppia nitens
Lineage: Eukaryota; Metazoa; Arthropoda; Arachnida; Sarcoptiformes; Oppiidae
Product: elongation of very long chain fatty acids protein AAEL008004-like
Exons: 4
Coding region: 1-771 (256 amino acids)
Biological process (GO): fatty acid elongation, monounsaturated fatty acid; very long-chain fatty acid biosynthetic process; fatty acid elongation, polyunsaturated fatty acid
Cellular component (GO): endoplasmic reticulum membrane
Molecular function (GO): fatty acid elongase activity
Source: RefSeq, a predicted model, not a curated record